GGUUGAUAAGUCUGUCUGUUCGCCGAGAAAAAAAAAACCGAGUGGGAAAAACGUUGUAAAUUUGUCAAUAAAAGCGGAGUUAAAAGAACGACAUUCCGAAAAAAACAUUGUCCUGAGUGAUGCCAAGAAAGAGACAUGAUACGUCAUCAGAAGAUUCAGAUAGCAGUGAGGAAGAAGUGAGGUCCGACAGAAGGGAUCGUCGAUCUCUGCAGGGAACUGAUCAUGGCAAUCAACAGUAUGCCAGUCCUCAGAAAAGGUCCAGGGGCAACCAGAAUGCUCGAAAACGAAUGGACUCGGAACGAGAUUCUAGUCCAGACAGUGCUGUAAAUAGGGGUAGAGAACAUCAGUAUUCAUCUGAUUCAGAUACAAGUCCAGUAAAGCGAUCUGUUGUCUCUAAAGUGGAGAAGGCAAAUGCUCCUGGAAGGGUACGUGAUUCCAGGGAAUUUGAUAACAGAAAUAGAGGCAGAGGAGAUGACAGGAGAAAUUUCAGGGGUGCAAAUCAAGGUCAGAGGUCGAAUCGCAGGGAUGAUUCUCAAAAUUCAUUUGGGAGAAGGAACGAAAUGAUCUCACCAGAUGGAAGGCAAAGAAGAGUUUCUACUUCUCCAGACAGACAGCGAUUAGGUAAUCGGUUGCCAAGGAGACAGGAAAGAUCAAAUAGGUCACUAAGCCAGGAAAGAAAUGAUUUCAGAAUUGAAACAAGAAGUUCAUUUUCUCCCGAUAGAAAUGCAAGAUUUGGUCAAAGAAGAAAUGAUAAUCAGGGUAUUGGCAGAGGGCAGAAAUCACCAGGUAGGGGUCAGGGUUGGAGAGACCAGCCAGUAAGGGGUAGAUUUGAAGACAACAGAGGUCAGGGUUAUAGAAAUGUUCAACAAUCAAGGUCAUUUGACAGACAGGAUAGAGGUCAAGAUAGAAAUAAACAAAAUAGGGGAAGAUCUCGGUCCCCAGUGAGAAAUAGGACUAGAAAUGAUUCAGAUGUUAGCUUUGAAAAACGAACAAUUUCUCCAGAAGAAUUAAGAUCAAAUAAAGGUCAAAGGCGACAAAAGUCUGUUUCCCCAGCAAGGUCAAAUAGGGAUUUAAGAGCAGGUGUGUCAGUUUCACCUGUAAGGUCAAACAGGGGUCAGAGAUCAAUAUCACCAGAAAGAUCGGAGAGAGUAAAUAAACAAGGCAAGGCAUUGGAAAAGAAGAAAAACACCCCCGUUAAUUCGCCCUUGAAAUCUAAGGCCAGAAGUGGAAAUAAAGCAAAGAAGGUAAAAGAAAACCAAAGUGUUGAGAGAAGUGUAAUAGAUUCAGAUGAGGAAAUUGAGAAGUCCUCACAGACCUCUAAAAAAAGUAAAAAGAAGAAGAAAAAAGAAAUUGCAAAAGAUGACUCACUAGAAAGAAGUUUUGAACGUAGUAAACAGCUCCUGGAAGAAAGUUCACAUUCCAAAGAUUUCGACAUUCCUGAGCCUGAUGAUUCCGUUCAGGAGCUCAGUCCUUUAAAGGGUCGUAAAAAGUUGAAAUCAAAACGGCAACGAGAAUAUUCAGAGUCGGAGCAAGAGAUAAUGUCGAAAAAGAGUAAAAAGGCAAAAAAUGUGGUGGAUAGUGGAAAAAAUGUAAAUAAAAAAGCUCAAAAGAAGUCGAAGAAGAGAGUUUCAACUUCAAGGUCUCCCAGUCCUGAUGAAAGAUCAUAUGACAGGUUGAGGUCAAGGUCAUCAGAUAAAAACAGGUCAAGGUCAUCAGAAAGAUCAUUUGGAAGGAAUCACGACAUGGCUCAGUUUGAAAGUGAACCAGAAAGCGGAGAAAUAACUGACAGUGAGGAGGAGGCAGAACAAGCAAGGCAAUCCAUGAAAAGCCUGAUCAAUAAGCCUGUAGGAGAGGAGGACCAACAGAGCAUGGAAGACGAGAGGUAUCUAAAUCAGAAAAAGAAAGCUUCAAAACUGAAAGAAAGGGAUGGUUCAGAGAAAAAAGAAGGAAGGAAAGAACAUGGGAAAGAAAGAGGAAAUAAAAGGAAAGCUGAAGAAACCAAGGAGCCAGAGCCGACGCCUGAACCAGAAGUUGCUACCAAGAAGCCCAAACCUGCAGCUGUAGGUGUUGAAGCCUUAACUGGGAGAACUGGCGGGGCGUACAUACCUCCUGCACGUCUCAGGGCCAUGCAGGCUAAAAUCACUGAUAAAUCAAGUGUGGAGUUUCAACGUAUAUCUUGGGAAGCCCUUAAAAAAAGUAUAAAUGGUUUGGUGAACAAGGUGAACGUGGGAAAUAUAGAAAACAUUGUUCGGGAAUUGUUUCAGGAAAAUAUUGUCAGGGGACGUGGAUUGAUGGCACGAUCUAUUAUACAGGCUCAAGCAGCCUCUCCUACCUUCACACACGUAUAUGCUGCACUGGUAGCUAUUGUAAACACAAAGUUUCCACAAAAUGGAGAGCUGGUAUUACGGCGACUGAUUAUACAGUUUCGUCGUGGAUACAAGAGGAAUGACAAGAGUAUCUGCUUGUCAGCAACAAGAUUCAUCGCCCAUCUCGUCAACCAACAAGUGGCUCAUGAGAUUUUAGCACUGGAAGUACUUACACUUCUCCUAGAAACUCCUUCAGAUGAUUCAGUCGAGGUAGCCAUAGGAUUCUUGAAGGAAUGCGGCCAAAAACUGACGGAAGUCUCACCUAGAGGAAUCAAUGCCAUAUUUGAGAGAUUGAGAAAUAUUCUCCACGAGGGCCAGAUUGAUAUACGUGUACAGUACAUGAUGGAGGUGAUGUUUGCAGUGCGGAAAGAUCAGUUCAAGGAUUUCCCGGCUGUUCUCGAGGAUUUGGAUCUUGUGGAAGAGGAAGACCAGUUUACUCAUCUUUUAACACUAGAAGAUGCUGUCAAUGGAGAGGAUAUACUAAAUGUGUUUAAGCCUGAUCCAGCCUUUGAAGAAAAUGAGGAGAAGUACAAGAUACUGAAGAAAGAAAUUUUGGGGGAAGGAAGUUCAGAUGAGGAAGAUGGAUCAGGAAGUGGAAGUGGCUCCGAUAGCGAUGAGGAUUCUGAAGAAGAUGAGGAGGCCAAACAGAAAAUUAUUGACCAGACAGAAACAAACAUGGUUGCAUUGAGGAGAACAAUCUAUCUUACGAUACAGUCUAGUCUUGACUUUGAGGAGUGUGCUCAUAAACUCAUGAAGAUGGAUCUCAAACCCGGUCAAGAGGUGGAGUUAUGUAACAUGAUACUCGACUGUUGUGGGCAGAUGAGGACCUAUGAGAAAUUCUUUGGACUUUUAGCAGGGAGGUUUUGCAUGAUUGAUAAGAAAUAUGUUACACCAUUCCAAGUGAUGUUUAAGGAACAGUAUGACACAAUACAUCGGCUAGAAACAAACAAACUACGUAAUGUGGCCAAGUUCUUUGCUCAUCUUCUGCACACGGAUUCUAUUUCAUGGGCUGUUUUGCAAGCCAUCAGGUUGAAUGAAGAUGAUACAACCUCUGCUAGUCGAAUCUUCAUCAAGAUCUUGUUUCAAGAGUUGUCCGAGUACUUGGGACUACCAAAACUAAAUGACAGGCUUAAAGACCCUACACUACAGGAAUAUUACGCAGGUCUUUUACCACGAGACAAUCCCAGAGACACGAGAUUCGCCAUCAACUUCUUCACAACUAUUGGUCUAGGGGGCUUAACGGAUGACCUAAGAGACCACUUGAAAGACGUAUCGAAGAAGUUGAUGCAGCAGAAACAGGAAGAACAAGCUCAGGCGAUAGAGGAAGACUCUGAUGAUGAUUCUGACGAUUCUUCCGAUGAAUCUGAUGUGUCGGAAGACAGCGAGAGCUCAGACAGUUCUUCAGAAUCAGAAUCUGAUGAUGAUGACAGGAGAAAGAGAAAGAAAGCUGAUAAGAAAACUAAGUCAAAUGUGGAAAAGGACAAAAGAGUUAAAGAUAAAGGUAGACAAGAAAAAGUUAUUGAGAAAGAUAACAAGAAAAAUAGGGACAAAACCAAUGGAUCUCUGGAGAGAAGAGGUAGAAAUGAUGUUGAAAAAGAUACUAAGAAAGACAAAAAGAAGAACAGAAAAGCAGCAGGAGACAUUAGAAAAGAUAGAAAAAGUGAAGAUGAAAUGAGACGUGAACAGGAAGAACAGUUUAAGAAGUUGGCGAAACUUGCUGAUUACGGAAAUAUAGAGGAUUUAGAUGAUAGUUAUGAACAAGAAAGGAGAAAAGGUGGUGAUGAUUGGAAAAAGAGUAAAAAGGAUAAGAAAGGGAAGGGUAAAGAUAAAAAAAGUAAAAAAGGAAAACGUGAAAGUGACAAUGAAGACUAUGAUGAGGAUUUUCAGGAUACAAGAUUGAGUGAUCAGAGAAAAAGGAUUCCAGUUGAGCUGGAUGAGUUUGAUGCAAGAGCAUAUGCAGAUAGAAGUUAUGAUAGUGGUUUUGAGGGAAGAGGAGGGCGAGGUGGUGGUCGAGAUGAGAGAGGGGGUGGGGAUAGACGAGACAGGAGAGGAGGUGGAGGGGUAAUGCGAGGGGAUAGAGGUGGAUUUGAAGAUAGGGGUCAUAGCAGAGGAGAUGGACAAAAGGGGAAGGGGUUAGGAAAGAAGGGAAGAGACUAUAUUGAAGAUGAUUUGGAUGACAGAGAUAUUAGAAUUGAGAGAAACUUUGAAAGAUUGGAUUUGUAUGAGGAAAAGUUUGAAAGAGAGCGAGAAAGGAAUUUGGAACAAGUGAGAGGGAGGGAGGAAUUUCAGGAUUAUUACAGGGCCAGGGAGGGAAAUGAUUUGCCACGUGGGGGCCCAUACAGAGGUAGGGAUUUGCCAUACAAGGGUGGGAGAGAUGUAGAUAGGUUUGAGUUUGAAGAUAGGGGUUUCGAUAGGGGUUUUGAGAAUGACAGAAGGAGAGGGCGAGAUAGAAGUGAAGAACAAGUGCCAGUAUCGGGUCGUAACGAUAGACGUAGGAGGCGAUAAGCUUGUCCUCAAUGUCAAAUGUUAAUUCUCUAAGUUGUUGUAUCAUGUGUUUUAGCAUAGGUACUUAAAGGACAGUGUACAUGAGAUACAAAGGGUUAAGAUUUCUACUGUAAAUCAGAUGUUUUUUUCAUUGCUUUCAUUUUUAGCUCGACUAUACGAAAUAUGGAGAGCUAUCCUACUUGACCCGACGCCAACACCAGCGUCGGCGUCCACACUUUGGUUAAAGUUUUGAUGCAUUUCUCUUUAUCUUUGUUAUUACUUCAUGGAUUUACUUCCUCAUCAUCACCCACAUCAUAUGGCACAAGGGUCAUAACUCUAGCACCAAUAUUUCAUGAAUUAUCCCCCCUUUUUACUUGGAAUUUCAGGCUAAAGUUUUGGUGCACUUCCACUUUAUCUCAGUUAUUACUAAAUGGAAUUGAUUCAAACUUAAAAUAGUUGUUCAACAUUAUCAUCCACAUCAUAUGGCACAAGGGUCAUAACUCUCGUACCAAUAUUUCAUGAAUUAUCCCCCCUUUUUACUUAGAAUUUCAGAUUAAAGUUUUGGUGCACUUUCACUUUAUCCCAGUUAUUACUAAAUGGAUUUGAUUCAGACUUAAAAUAGUUUUUCAACAUCAUCACUUACAUCAUAUGACACAAGAGCCAUUACUCUUGCACCAGUAUUUCAUGAAUUAUUCCCCCUUUUUACUUAGAAUUUCAUGUUAAAGUUUUGGUGCACUUUCACUCUAACUCAGUUAUUACUGAAUGGAUUUGAUUCAAACUUAAAAUAGUUGUUCCACUUUAUCACCCACAUCAUAAGACACAAGGUCCAUAACUCUGGCACCAAUUGUUCAUGAAUUAUGCCCCUUUUACUUAGAAUUUUAGGUUAAUUUUGAUGCAUUUUCACUAUAUCUCAGGUUAUUACUAAAUGGAUUUGAUUCAACUUGACAUAAGGUGCAUCACUCUUGCACCAAUAUUUCAUGAAUUAUGCCCCCUUUUUGCUAAGAAUUAUACUUAAUAUUUAAUCUCAGUUAUUAUUAAAUGGAUUUGAUUUAAAUUUAAAAUAGUUGUUCAGCAUCAUCACUCACAUCAUAUGACACAAGGGUCAUAACUCUUGCACCAUUAUUUCAUGAAUUAUCCCCCCUUUUUACUUAUAAUUUCAGGUUAAAGUUUUGAUGCACUUUCACUCUAACUCAUUUAUUACUGAAUGGAUUUGAUUCAAACUUAAAAUAGUUGUUCCACCUUAUCACCCACAUCAUAAGACACAAGGUCCAUUACUCUGACACCAAUUGUUCAUGAAUUAUGCCCCUUUUUCUUAGAAUUUUAGGUUAAUUUUGAUGCAUCUCAGGUUAUUACUAAAUGGAUUUGAUUCAACUUGACAUAAGGUGCAUCGCUCUUGCACCAAUAUUUCAUGAAUUAUGCCCCCUUUUUGCUAAGAAUUAUACUUAACAUUUAAUGUUUUGAUACAUUUGAUCCUUAUCUCUCUUAUUACUUAAUACUUUUGACACAGACUCGAGCUAUUAUCCAAUAUUUCAUCCACGUUGAAGUCAUUGAACACUCCAGUGACAGCUCCUGCUUCGUCAAAUGCGCCCAGUUUCACUAUCCAGCUUCGAAAUAGACGAGCGCGCUGUCUCCUGUGACAGCUCUUGUUUUGCAAUUUGUCAGCAAGCAGCCUUAUUAGCAUAAUUAAUAAAGCCCAUUAUUUUUAGUUUUCUAAUCAUGCUUAAUACUCAUGGCUGUUUGAGAUUUGCUAAAUCACUUUACCAAUAUAAGUGAAAAUAAAACAGUCAAGUAUUGUCCAGUCUGUAGGAUUGUCAGUAAUGAUUGUGUGCAAUUUUUGUAUUGGAGGACCUACUUUUUAUAUAACAGACAGUCUAGUAUUUCUCUUUAGAGUUGUUGGUAAGAACAGGCUAUUUUUAUCAGUGUUAUGGAAGCAUUUUGUUUCAAGAAGCGUUAAAAACCAAAAAAUCAUUGUUUCAUUGUUAUAUCUACAUGUAUGAUUGUAUGUAUAAGUUGUAAAUGAACAUGCAUUCAGUGUCUUCUUUUUCUAGUAUUUGAUGUAAGGCCUUGAUCAGUUUGAAGAACCUCAGUGUGAAGCUGUAUUAUUGAGAUAAAGUGACCAAGUCUGUAGAUGGAUGUAGAUAGUGUUUAAAAAUCAUUUUUUAUUGUUGGAUUUUGUCUUAAAUUAUAGCUAUGAUUUAGUAAAUCUGAUUUUUCGUGUUAGAAUGAAUUCAUGUUGAUGAAUGUUAUAUUUAAGUUAUUCAUAUUUUUUCUAAAACACAUUAUACUUAGUUUUUUUAGCUUGACUAUUCGAAGAAUAGUUCGAGCUAUUCUACUCACUCUGGCAUCGGCGUCACACCUUGGUUAAAGUUUUGCAUGCAAGUACAAAUAGCUAUCAUUUAAAGGCAUAUAGCUUUGAAACUUACUUUUUCUUUUUCUAGGUCAAUUACCAUCCUCACUGGGUCAAGUCCCAUCACUGACAUGUAUUUUGGUCACUUUUGGACUUAGAAAACCCUUGUUAAAAGUAGCAUGCAAGUUACUAUCUCCAAAGCUAAUGCAGAUAUUGAUUUGAAACUUCAGAUGUGUCUUUGGGGUUAUAAAACUAGGUGAUAGCAUCAAGCCAUGUAUUUUGGUCAAAUUAUGUCCCUUUUUGACAUAGAAAGUCUUGGUUAAAGUUUUGCAUGCAAGUUACUACAUGUAUCUCAAAAACUAAUGCAAAUAUUGAAUUGAAACUUCAUACAUUUCUUUGGGUUUAUAAAACUAGGUCGUAACAUCAUGUCCCAUCACUUUGACAUGUAUUUUGCAAAAUUAUAUCCCCUUUUGAACAUAAAACCUUCUGGUUAAAGUUUUGCAUGCAAGUUACUCCAGAACUAAUGUAGAUGCUGGAUUGAAAUUCUGUAGAUAUUUUAAAGGGUAAUAUUUUUGCUUCUUGGAUAACAAUACGAAUAGUCGAGUAUUGGCUAUCUCACGGACAGCUCAUGCCAAACGAUACCAAUGAGCUUGGUUGCUUAUGCAUAAUUCAUAACUCUUGAAUAAAUAUUUUAUGAAUUAUGACCCCUUCUUAUGUAGAAGUUCAGGUUAAAGAUAUAUCACUCGUCUUUUUAUAAAUUUAUGGAUUUGAUUAAAACUUAAAUCAGUUGCUCUUCAUCAUCACCAACAUUUUAUAAGAAUGUACAUAAAACUGACAACUGUACAUGUAUUGCAUGAAUUAUACCCUUACUGAAUUUCACAUUCUGUUAUGAUGCGUGUUAAAUAUGUCUCUGUUAUUACCAAAUGCAUUCAAUUCAGACUCAAACAAAUACUUAUUCCACAUGAUCAUCAGCGUUAUAAUUAUAUGAUAAAGGUUGAUAACUUUGGCACACAUUUUUCAUAAAUUAUCCCCCCUUUUAAAUUCGACCUUUUCCAUGAGGAAUGCCUUAUUUCACUAUACAGCAUCAAAUUCAUAAGAGCCAGCUAUUUCCAUUGAAUUUUGAAUCUUCUGCUAUGGGAUCAUGGAAUAAAUUUCCAAUUUGCAUGCAGUUGUGCAUAUUGAUUUUAAAACUCUGGCAACACAUAUGUACAGCUCCUUGUAAUUGAUUAAUUAUUAGUAAUAAGAAUAGUAAAAUGAAUGAAAGUCAGUGCAGUAAACAUGCAAUAUGAUUGUUAUGAUUUUUAGAGCAAUUCCUCAUGUUAUAAGAUAUAAAAUGUCUCUUUUGCAACUAGAGGUUGGUAUUCAUGUAUAAAUCUACAUCAUUUUAAUAUAUUUGGCAUAAAGUUGUUCUGUCGUAGGAGUUUUUAAAAGUGUAAUCAUGUUUAAAUUUUUGUACUUGACAAUAUUUUGUAUGUGAAAGUUUAUAAAUGAAUAAAUAUUUGUGCUCCAGAGAAAUGAAAGUUUAAACGAAA
Molecule: messenger RNA, 8729 nt
Organism: Mercenaria mercenaria
Lineage: Eukaryota; Metazoa; Mollusca; Bivalvia; Venerida; Veneridae
Product: pre-mRNA-splicing factor CWC22 homolog
Exons: 19
Coding region: 120-4871 (1583 amino acids)
Biological process (GO): mRNA splicing, via spliceosome
Cellular component (GO): catalytic step 2 spliceosome
Molecular function (GO): protein binding; RNA binding
Source: RefSeq, a predicted model, not a curated record